CUUUUAUGUUCUAGUGGAGUGAUUUAUUUAUACCAAAAAUUAGAUAAAAUAACCCACACUGAUAAGCAAAAAAUGGCAGCCCUUCCACGCAGAAUUAUUAAAGAAACCCAACGUUUAAUGCAGGAACCAGUACCAGGAAUAAGUGCUGUGCCGGAUGAUAGUAAUGCUCGAUAUUUUCAUGUAAUUGUGACAGGUCCGGAAGAUUCUCCAUUCGAAGGGGGACUGUUUAAACUUGAGUUGUUCCUCCCAGAAGACUAUCCAAUGUCUGCUCCUAAAGUAAGAUUCAUAACAAAAAUAUAUCAUCCUAACAUUGAUAGACUAGGUAGAAUAUGCCUUGAUAUUCUUAAGGACAAGUGGAGUCCAGCUUUACAGAUACGUACUGUCUUAUUGUCUAUUCAAGCCUUACUUAGUGCUCCCAAUCCAGAUGAUCCUUUAGCUAAUGAUGUAGCUGAAUUAUGGAAAGUAAACGAAUCGGAAGCUAUUCGAAAUGCAAAGGAAUGGACACGACGAUACGCAAUGGACAAUUAAACUGUGCUCCACCAGGACAUCGGUAAAAAACAUAAAGCAUUCUACUUUUUUCUUAGUAUAUAUUAUGUUUAUUUAAAUUAUCAAACAGUCAAAGUAGAAUUUUUAUGUUUCUUACUCUAGUUGUAUAAAAACUUACGCUAAUAAAAGAACUUUCUGAAAUUGAUAAUUACCUAAGUUUUUUUCAUUUUGAAGGUUCAUAACAAAUUAUUGUUAUUUAUGGUGUAUAUUUUUUCUGUUUAAAUUUUAUGUUCAAAACAUCCUUUAUGCUUUCUCCUUUUAUACUCUGAUCUCUUAAUUUCAAUUUUGGUGUUAACCAAGUAAUAAAACAUUCAUGUAUAAUUGAGUUAAGAAUAAAGGAUAAUUUUUCUAUGCUUCAACUGUGUACAACUUAGCAUCAGUUCUGUGCAUAGUUACACUUGAAAGAUGGAUUUGUAGUUUGUUGUAAAUAAGGCUGUAAGGCUGUAAGGCUUUUUACAAAUAAAUUCUUUACACUAAAAUCGUUAAUUCUUCUCUCAUUCAUUUUCAUUAAAACUGCGUUUAUAUACAAUUUUAUAUGAAUAUAUAGCCUUACAAAAGUUGAAUAAUUGGCAUUGUUUGAAAACAAAACUUGAAAUAGAUAACAAAUAUCACUUAAGUGCAUGAGUCAAGUUACCACUUAAACUAGGUGUGCCAAAAAUGCCAAACUGUAUUCUUAUUUUGUAAAAGUUUUUAUAAAUAAAUUUUAUACUUU
Molecule: messenger RNA, 1258 nt
Organism: Psylliodes chrysocephalus
Lineage: Eukaryota; Metazoa; Arthropoda; Insecta; Coleoptera; Chrysomelidae
Source: the annotation of a GenBank genome assembly